AUGCUCAGAAUUUCAUUUAUAAGAAACAAAUUUCCUUUAAAACAAUUGAAACCUUUACAAUUUAGACCUCUUCAAUUACAAUCCAUAAGAUACAAUUCCAAAAUGUCAGGUGAAGAAAACUUAUUAUUAAUCCCAGGUCCAAUCGUCAUUAGUGAACGUGUUAGACAAGCUCAAGCAAUUCAAUCACUUGCACAUACUUCCCCAGAAUUUAUUUCAAUUUUCCAAAAAGUUUUAGUUGAUUUACGUAAAUUAUUUAAAUCCAGUAAUCCUAAGGAUCAAGGUUUAGUUAUUGCAGGUUCUGGUACUCUUGGUUGGGAUAUCACUGCUAGUAAUUUGAUUUAUCCAGGUGAAGAUGUUUUGGUUUUGUCUACUGGAUUUUUCAGUGAUUCAUUUGCAGAAUGUUUGAAAGUUUAUGGGGCAAAUGUUGAUAUCUUAACUGCAAAACCUGGUGAAGUUGUUCCAUUUGAAGAAAUUGAAUCACAAUUACAAAAAAAAUCAUAUAAGGCAAUUACUAUUACACAUGUUGAUACUUCAACUGCUGUUGUUUCUGAUGUUGGUAAAAUUUCUUCAAUUGUUAAAUCCAAAUCACCAGAUUCUUUAAUUAUAGUUGAUGGUGUUUGUUCAGUUGGUGUUGAAGAUAUAGAAUUUUCUAAAUGGGGGUUAGAUUAUGUUUUAAGUGCAUCACAAAAGGCAAUUGGAGUUCCUUCAGGUUUAUCAAUUUCAUUCAUUAGUGAAAGAGCCAUCACUAAAGCAUUGAAUAGACCAACUCAAUCAACUUUCUUCGCAAGUUUAGUUAAAUGGUUACCAAUUGUUCAAAAUUAUGAAGCUGGUAAACCUUCAUAUUUUGCAACACCAGCAAUUCAAACAGUUAAUGCCUUGAAAGCAUCAUUAGAAGAAAUCUUGGAAAGUUCAUUAGAUCAAAGAUUUGCUAAACAUCAUGAAACUUCCUCAAAAUUCAAGAAGAAUUUAGAAUCUAUUGGAUUAAAAUUAGUCUCUACAAGUGAAGAAGUUUCAGCAAAUGGUUUGACUGCAGUUUAUUAUCCUGAAGGUAUAAAAGGUUCUGAUUUAUUACCAUUAAUUUACAAGAAAGGUAUUGUCCUUGCAGGUGGUAUUCAUAAAGAUAUUAAAGACCAGUAUUUUAGAAUUGGUCAUAUGGGUGUUUCUGCAUUGGAUGAUUCUAGAGGUGAUACUGAUAAAGCGUUUAAAGUUAUUAAGGAAUCAUUGGAAGAAUUGGGAUAUAAAAGUAAAUAA
Molecule: messenger RNA, 1251 nt
Organism: Hansenula ciferrii
Lineage: Eukaryota; Fungi; Ascomycota; Saccharomycetes; Phaffomycetales; Wickerhamomycetaceae
Gene: AGX1
Product: alanine--glyoxylate transaminase
Exons: 1
Coding region: 1-1251 (416 amino acids)
Cellular component (GO): peroxisome
Molecular function (GO): L-serine:pyruvate transaminase activity; L-alanine:glyoxylate transaminase activity
Source: RefSeq, a predicted model, not a curated record